AUGUAUGUCGACCUUGCAAAAAGAUCAAAAGCUGCGGCAGGUAUUUCCACUGCCCUCGUCAUUGUCGUGUUAGGUCUCGCAGCCUUGGUGGUAUGGCGCACUAAGAUAUUCCGGAGAAAACCCGAAGAGAAGAAGCUGAUGACUACUCUGAGCUCUUUGAGAAGCUUGGUUCCAUGGCAAUAUAAAACACUUGACCCAUGGGCAGAAGGAAGUCCAUGUCCACGAGUGCCUAGUGGAACUAGCUCUGAGGUGUCGCUGAAUUUAGAGAAAAUUAGUUAUCCUGGAGCAGCGUACUUGGUUGAGCGUGAAGAGAAACAGAAUCUGAACCCUUUUGAGUGCUAG
Molecule: messenger RNA, 342 nt
Organism: Sungouiella intermedia
Lineage: Eukaryota; Fungi; Ascomycota; Pichiomycetes; Serinales; Metschnikowiaceae
Source: the annotation of a GenBank genome assembly